Messenger RNA from Batrachochytrium dendrobatidis JAM81, 1473 nucleotides. RefSeq lists its product as uncharacterized. The coding region runs from base 1 to 1473 and encodes 490 amino acids. The record is from RefSeq and is a predicted model, not a curated record. Gene Ontology annotation, biological process: regulation of Rho protein signal transduction; actin filament organization. The transcript has 9 exons. Gene Ontology annotation, molecular function: actin binding; small GTPase binding. NCBI's taxonomy places the organism in Eukaryota, Fungi, Chytridiomycota, Chytridiomycetes, Rhizophydiales.
AUGGCGGGUAUGCUAACUUUAACAGAGCGACGAAACAUUGAACGAGCUGCUGGAGAUGAGGUUGUCAGUGCUACUGUUGCACGACUGUACAAGGCUGAAGGCAAUGCGAGAGACUAUUCAUACAGCGGCCUUGUUGGAGCAAUUAUUCUAUUACGUCUAACUAAUGGAUCGUGGUUCUUUAAGCUGGUCGAUGUCACUAGUGGUCGGAUUCUUUGGGAACAGGACAUUAACAGAGAUAUUAAGUACCAACCAGAACGACCUUUUUUUCAUUCAUUUCUUGGAGCAAAUUGCAUGAUUGGGUUUUCGUUUGCAGAUGAGUCCGAGGCUGCCAAUUUUUAUGAUAAGCUAUCUCGUAAAGAUUCGUAUGUUUCUCAGAUCCAAGCCCAAAACUACAAUACAGCCGCACAACCUGUAUUGCCUACAGUUGCUUCAAUUCCUUCCACUCCCCAGCCUGGCCUGGUAAAAAGUAACAGCAGCGAUUCAAUCAACUCUAAAAAGGCAAAAGCAAAAUCAUCUGGUGGUAUUUUAUCUGGCCGACCCAAAUCCAAAAAAGACAGCAAGGACUCUAAAAAGGGAAAGAUUGACAAGAGCAUGAUUUCUGCUCCUACCAACUUUGAGCAUGUCAGUCACGUUGGAUACAAUCCCAAAACCGGCUUCAGUGCUCAAAACAUUCCUAUGGAAUGGAAAAUUAUUUUUCAAAAAGCUGGCAUUACCGAGGAACAGUUACAAGAUAAAAAGACUGCAAAGGCAGUUGCCAAGUUUAUGAAGCAACACGCUGGUGAGGUUGGUAAGCCGGCAGCAGCUCCUCCAGCCAUUCCUGGAACUACUCCAAAUGCUAUAUUGCCUGCUUCAUCUGUUUCUCGUGCACCACCACCGCCGCCUCCAUCUCGCGGUACUCUUCGGGCACCACCACCCCCUCCACCAGGACGAGCUGUCGUGGCACAACAACAAGCUCCACCACCUCCUCCCCCAUUGCAGGUAUACGAAAAAAAGCAGACUGCUGCACCCCUUUCUCUACCGACUCGAGCACCACCUUCUCUACCGUCGAGAAGCCCACCUGCCAUUCCACCUCGAGAUGAUAUUGUAUCGCCACAUGUGCCAACAAGUUAUUCACCUGGGGGUCAGUCAGGACCUCCGCCACCUCCACCUCCACCACCAGUUGGAUUUGUGGGUAAUGCACCUUUGCCCAUUGCCAGCUCUAAUGCUCGUCCAGUUCCAACUCCAGCUGCGCGCCACGUACCAUCACAAUCUGCUGGGGCAUCUGCCAAUACUGGUCUUUUUGAUUCUAUUCGUCAAGGUAUCCAGCUAAAACACGCACCUCAAGAAGCGCCAGCUGCAAGUACUCCUGCAGCUGCACCUGAUACAAGUGACGAUUUGGCUGGAGCACUUCGGUUUGCUCUUGAAAAACGAAUUCAAGCGGUUGCUGGAUCUGAUUCGGACGAUGACAGUGACGACAAUGAUAAUGAGUGGUGA